AUGCCUUAUGUAGCGGGAGGCAAGUCAAUUUAUCUUUCAAACCACUUGUUCUAUUUAUAUUGAAUUUGUUUAGUUUAUGAGUUUAUUUGCUCGCAAGUCGAUCACCUGGGAAUCGGGUUUGGGAUACGAGUGACAUGUAGGCGUAUGCCCCAGCAUAAAUUUAAAGUGUGCGCUUUACUAGCACAAAAGUACUAGUGAACUACCAGAGAUUAAAUUAGUGGUGCUGCUAUGAUAGUAUGCGUCCCGCAUUAAAUUCUCAGUGCUAGUAUAAAGUGCGGCCAGACGUCUAAUAGUCAAUGCAAGGAUGACCAAGUGGUGAGCAACAGAGUAGUCGCUACUCACCUUGACUUAGACGGCAGUCACUGCGCUAUUAAUCGGGCUGUACCAAUGCAUGCGCGCUGGCAAAACCGCCAGACAGACUGUCCCCCCUUCAGGAACAUUUCUGUAGUACGCAGCCCUAGGCAUUAUAAUUAAGCAGCCUACUCGACCCUGCAAGUUCCCGAUUCCGAUUGUGAGGUGCAUGUCCAAGGUAAGCAGUUUCGGCCACAAAAGACCCAUUCACCAAGUGCUUCUUCUGACGAUCUGUCCGCCCAACGGAGUUGCAUCUGCCCAAACAUGACGUAGGUACUUAAAAAGCCGGCUCCUCGCAGGUCCGAAACCCUCUCCUCACCUUCACCUUCAGAGUUCUUUGGAGGCAAUCGAGGCACAGAUAGUCUGGCUUUCUUGCUUUGCUUUUGCACACAGUCAAUGUAUCCACCCCGCACAAGGGCAUAGUCAGGUCAGCAGCCCAGUACCUUCUCAGUCUCUUGUUGAGGGGAAUGUUGUGGUGAUUCUAGACGAAACAUUGCAGCCUGCCACAUACCUGGCUGAUUUUGGAGAUCUGGCAUACAAUGUCGUUGUUUAUGUUGGCUUUUCAUGAAAUAAUGGACGCCAGUUGCGCGGGUUUGUUCACGGUGAUUUGUGUCCCGUUGAAACCUGCCAUGGAAUAAUUUAACCGUCAUUUGACGCCAGUUGAUGCAGUACUACUGUCAUCUCCGUGCUGGUUGUCAGUUUUGGCAGUCCACAUUCCGUUGCACGUCUGCUCUUGUGAUUGUAUUUGGCGCACAGUCAUUCGCAAAUAAGGGACCGUAAAUAUUGGCUUUGGGGAUUCUUGGAAGUACCUGCAUGCGUUGAACGCUGAUUACUUGACCGUCGAGUGGGCAAUCGACGCCGAUUCAAGGCAGUCGCCCACUGUGGGCAUUCACCAACAGGAUGGAGAGCAUGAGGCUGAAGAGGGCGUGAGUGGAUACACAGUCUUGUCUUGUCCCAUUUUUUGCUGUGAAAUCCUUUGGGACUGACGCGUUGUCUGUGACGCGCACCACCAUCCCAUCACGCAGAUGUCAUGUCAUCUGUGUAAAUUGCCCCGUACUUCUGACCAUUAGCCCUAUAUCCCACAGUCAACCGUGAAUAGCUGUAACGAAGGCUCUUGUCAGGUUUUCGGAGUUGGUGUAGAGGCUGAUCCGUGUUUCUAGGUACUUUUCCUACAGUUGGAAGGCAGAAAAAAUCACGUCUACAGUUCGACGUCGUUUCCGGAAUCCUCAUUGUGCCUCUGGAAGGAGUUCCUGCUGCAGACGCUCGUUCAGGCGAUGAGCAAAUAUCUGGCCAGCAGUGCUGAGAGGAGAGUUCCCUCUGCGGUCGUCGUAGGCUUUGCGGUUUCCUCUGCGUUGCUAAAAGUUGAGGGUGGUCGUUUGUUUGGAGUCGUGUGGGGUUUUCUUGUUGUCAUAUCUCCUGGGCUAGUGGAGGAAAUUGAUCGUGAGUUGAGGGUCGUCAUAUUUGCGAAUUUGGGAUGUAGUUGAGUCGGCCCUUAAUGUUUGGACGUUGGACAAUUGUUGAAUUGCUUUGAUUGUGUCCACGACAUGGUUUUCUUUCGGUAUAUGCAAUUGUCCCAGUUUGAAACUAACGUUAUGACUAUGGUCCAUCCGCAUUCCAGUGCAUCUAGGAGAAUAGUAUGUAAUUUAACGGAUUUUUGCGUACAUUGCUGAAGUUCACAAGGUUGGUGUUCCACCCUAUUUUUUCUUUUAGACGAUGUAGUGGUUUGUCUAAUUGUCUCAUUACACAAUAUCUUGGUCGCUAGCCGAUUACACUUGCUAUGCCUUCCUACGAGAGCAUAGUUCAGGAUUUAUCAGGAGCGCUAGCAACGAUGUAUCUAUAUUGUCUCCUCUUUGGCAUGGAGUGGAAUGCGCUGAUGAGGAGGAGGCUGUGGUCUGGCAGGUCCAUAGUAGAAGGGAACUAUUGCUUUUGUCCUCGGCACAGCUCUAUGCAGGGAGUAGCGAUCUUCGUUGAUUAUGUCAUCCUCGUCUUUGAGACUUGGCAAAGAAGGAGCUUAGGCGUUGAUUAUGGUGUCGAAUUUCUUUUUGCGGAAAAGCAGUCCCAUGGUCUUCAGAAGACCGUUGAGUCUCUUGCGAAGCAAAGCAGCCAUCUUAUGACGUCGUUUUUGAUGGUAGGGGUAACGCCGGCGUCCUGAUACUCUGCCCGUAACGUCCGAACCUGUCCCUCCAGUUGUUUUCUUGUAGAAGCGUGUGUCUCUGAACCGGACUUUCUUGCGAGCCACUGUACGGACAACCAGGACUGUCCUCAUUUCCGAUGGGUUGGCCGUCGAGUUUAAUAAAAGUGCACUAGCAUUCCAGACUGCCAGAGUUAGUAGGACCAAUUUUACGAACUGUGAGCAUGCACGAGAAACAGGGGUUGUUGUUUCACGUCCUUCUCCGACGGUAUUGUUUUCGUCAACAAGCCACGGUUAGUUUGCCGAAGUUAUGUUUUGGUGACGUUUUAAAGUCACAUUUAACUCCCCCCUCCUCAGCGAGGACGUAUGUGGGCCUUCCGCAAGAACAGUUCAUGCAUCAUCGGGCGUCUGCCGAACGUCACCGUCUGUCAUGAUUUUUGCUUAGUUAGAUGACGACUCAAAUUAUCCGGGGCCGCCUUCAGCGUUGCGUAUCGUCCACUUCUUAGGUUUUUGUUCACUGUUGUGGAGGAAAAUCAUAAAUCAACGUUUACUAAAAGCGAUAUCUAUAGUUGUCACUAUGUCCCUCACAUAUUUUUAUGAGACAAGUCAGUAAGUGCGUUUUUUCCCGUAGCACUCAGUCAACGUUUGCUUUUCGACUUUUAGGGCGCCUGGUAGAAAAUGAACCUUGGAGUUUAAGCUACGUCGCUCGGACCAUUGGAGGACUUUUUGACGUAGUGCUGCUCUUGUAAGCUGUCAUCUUUCUAAUUAGUCCCCUCUCUGUUCUAGCUUUAGCACACUGCUCCCCCUCAAUGUAAGUUUGUGAACUUUUUGAUCCUCCGCUUGACUAGUUGAUUGCCUCAAGAGGUGGUAGACAGCCACAAGGCAACAGGAGUAACAGGUAAGUUAUAAAAAAUGAGUACCAGUCACCACUAUUCAUUUGCUUAGCAAUCAAUCAAACAUUCGACGCGGUGGUAACCGUCCUGGUGAGUUAGGUUCUUUCCAUGGUUGGCUUAAUGUCUUUUGAAUUCAGUUUGGCCAAGGUGACUAUUAUCUUCCUACAGCCAGGGGGAUGGUUCUCAUCAGGGACAUCAUCAGUCUUUGCGUUGAAUUUGGCAUUGAGUUCUCAGCACGAAUGUCUAUCUGUCAGGUGUUAUGUUGGGCGCUUUUAUUACUCUCCAUAUGCUAGUAAAAAGUCAAUUCCUGCAGCUACUUAAAGACAGAAGGCCAGGCGUCAAAUGCAAAAGAGGACACUUCGCUUUCUUAUGGGAAAUUCGUGUAUGUGAAAAUAUGCGCGUCGGUGCCUGUGUUGUAGGGUUGUCGCAGAAUUACAGUACCUUGUUCCUUCUUCUGGUGGCUUAGCUACAGCAUUGCCGCGUACCACCCUCACAACAUUUUAGAUUACGUUUCUCAGUUCCUUUGUCUUGAAAUUCUACCAAGUCGGCAGUUUCGUCCUUAAGAUGCAGAGGAAGUGCCAGACUCCUGUGUUCUUAGAAGGCCUCAAAUUUUCCAGUGAAACGUUACAACUGGGAGGAAAUGCCAUGACCACUAAAGUGCUAAACGCUUCUUUGAUUAAAAUUGUUCACUUCUGUAAACGGGCCUGCUUGAAAAAACCGCCUAUUGGCAUUGAAACUGGCAACGCGCGCCCCAACAUCUGGCAAUGAUUUCAUUAGGCAACAGCGGAGUGCCCACACCAGUUAGUUCUGAUUCCCCGAAUACGUUUCUGGCAGAAUAAAUUACAGAUAGUAAUUUAAAAGUGAACGUGCACUCGGGAGACGGCAGAAUUUAUUGACCUCGAAAACGUCCACCUUCAUUUUUCAACUGCUACCUGAGCAGCCAUGAAAGACAACGGAAUCUACGUAUUCGCCUGAGUAAGAUUUAACUUUCUAAGUAUAUGCUCCCUUUACGUACCUGUAAUAUACUCGGUACGACUGUGAGCAUGCCUGAUUUAGUCCGUCUCGAUAAUAUUCAGCAUCGAAUUUCUCCACUCUUGACGAUCUGCAGCGGCGGAUCAGGAGACCUCGAUCCACUUCUGUCCAGCUGCGAAGGCCGGAUUUCAAAUACCCAAACAUCACAUCCUUGUCUUGGUUGACUGUGUUGAGUUAGGCUUUGAGUUGACUUCUUCGCCGCCUCUAGGUAGGCAUCGACAUCCAAGGGCAGCAUCACUGAACUUGGAGUGGACGACAGUAAACACUACCAAAUUACCUUACCCGCCUUUCUUUGAUGGCCUGAAAUGUCUACAAUUUUGCCCCGGUACGCGCAGACUCUCUCGUUCGAAGUGAAGUCGAUGUACCUUUUUGUCAACGGUGGUCAGACAUCUCUAGAUUUCGCCCGUCUUCCACACUUCCAGUUCAGAGCUGACAACCAUCCAACACUGACCGGCUAGAUGCUUAGUUAGCUCGGACCUUUUUUCCGAUGAAGAUAUCUCGACCAACUAAUGAACACUUGAGAGUCUCGAUAUUGCUUUUACUCAGUCCAUUUGGCAGUAACAUCCCCGAGAGUUAUUUGAACUGCCUACUACUUCAAGCUAAGGGUGGCUAAUCGCGAGGGGUUCCUUCUGAUCGGAAUUGCAGGUCUAAAACACCGAUUGUUGCAGCGUCGAUGGAUAAACCGACCGAUCUAUCCACUUCGUUUACCUGAUUGUCAUAGCUUGAUGCUGUCAGGGCAGUAUAGUUAACAUGGUUCAGGUAAGCCAGUCGACGUCUCCGUGUAAUGCAGUGUUGGAGCCUUGGGAACAAAGGCGAGAUCUCAGAAAGUUUGUUUGCUGGCUAGAGGCACUAGCCAAUAGGGAAACGGAUCUUUUCCGACGUCGGAAGCCUUGCUGGCAUGUAAUUAUGUUAUUUGUGUGCUGAUGGUCAUCCUGGACAUAGAACACACUUGCAUUCGUAAUCCCACUGGAGGUUGUGUUCACGGUCAAAGCAUUUCCAUUAUCAGUCCUUUCAAUGAUGUAACGUAGUUCCUACUUGACUGCAUUUAAGAAUUCAUCCUCAAAUGUCAGACGUUACGACAGCCUUUUUUGUAACUGACUACCUCUCGGACUGUUAGACCUGGGAAGGGCUUGGUCUGUUUACCACCGGUGAGAAUUCCGGUUUGUCGCCGUCAUGGAGAGAGGCCGUUACAGGUCACGUGGUCGUUUGAUUUUACCUAUUGAAUAUCUCGUCUGUAGGUAACGGAUAGAUUCCAAGCCGGUGAAAUGCAUCAAAAGAACUGGGGUAGUAAGUGGGGCCUUUCAUCCAACUGUCCGCUUUUGAAUACGUUCGAUAAUAAGCGACCAGGGCGUGUUUCUCCUAUAUUCUGGGUGUUUGGCUACUAAAUUUACAUCUUUACACGUUCGCUAAAUGCUAGCCCUUUAAGCCGUCGCAGUUUUUCAAAAACUCGGUUAUUAGUCAUUAUUUUGAUUAAACAAAGUUUAACGUAGGGAGUAGUGCUUUUAAGAGUGUUGGCGUUAGCUUUGAAACAUUCCAUCCACUACCCUUAUCUGACUCUGUCACUGAUGAUGGGUUCGAGUGAGGGUCCGAAAUGGCAGGCUAAUAAACUUCUUGUUCCUCUUCCUCUUCUUGUUCUUCUUCCUUUUCCUCUUGUUUUCUUCCUCUGAACUGCCUCCUGGUGCUGUCAUGGUUGUUAAUAGGUCUUCAUGGGGGAACAGCCUGUUAUCCUCAAUUUUACUGACUGGUGUGCGGUCGGGCUUCCAUUGGCUUGCGUGCCCUGAUCCCGUUGUCAUAUAUUUAUGAUAACGCGAUAUUGUGUACUUAUACAGCACUAAUAGUAUGUUUGUGCAAAACAAAUUAGAAACCUUCCAAAGGCCUUUUGAACUCCUAUCAUACGCAUUAAUAACAACGGUGCAAGUUUCUCGGAGUUUUAAACGCUGAACCUACCUCUUCGACGUGUUAGACGUACAAUAAGACUGUGCUUGCAAGUCAUCCUUUAUUCGCACAAUACUAGUGACAGCAUUUACGAAUUUUGUUACUAAACCUUAUGAGAGACCGCCCGUUUGUUCGGCUGAAAACCCCGUUCACAAAAAGGUGAUAUAUUGGGGGUUCUUCAUCGGCCUAAAUACCUGUUGCUGUUGAAAAUUAAUCGUUUUGUCUUCGUUUUUUCACUAUCUCCUUUUUACUAAGAGAUCGACUUCUCAAAAAUUAUACGCAAUUACACGACGACCGCCUCGUGUUCUCGGUGACGUCGGAUCCAGAGUUCUUUAAUCGUAUCUGGUCUGAGAGGAGGGUUUCGUCGUCUGGGGACCAAAAACCUUCAUGCUGUUACACUGACGGGCCUGGACUAUUUUGAUAAUCCCACUUUAUCUUAAGAGCACACGCAGUUGUAGGCUUUUGCUGAACCGAGUAUUGGCUCACUGCAUCCGAAGUCAGGAUAGCAUAGAACUCGGGAGUUAACUGGCACAAUCCCUUCCUAACAAUGUGAAGACUGUCUAUAUCCUAAGUUUUCGAGUUUUCCUUUAUACAGCGGCUCCUGCUCCUCCUCCUUGCUUUGGUGGUGGAUGA
Messenger RNA from Spirometra erinaceieuropaei, 6975 nucleotides. The record is from the annotation of a GenBank genome assembly. Lineage: Eukaryota; Metazoa; Platyhelminthes; Cestoda; Diphyllobothriidea; Diphyllobothriidae.